AUCCAAUAAUGGCGAUGUCUUGUCGCUGAUUUGAAAUUGUCGAUCCUUUUUUUCUGUUUCCCGUCGAUGUCAACUCUGACCGUCAUGUUGUAUAUGAUUUGUAAGGUAUUUUGAAAAUGUGAACAAACAAUUGAACUCAUACUCAACAACCGUAAAAACCGUUCCAUCAUGAGUCAUGCCGAUUACAGCCAACGAGCUGAAGAUCAUCAAUCCUUGUUGGUUUUAUUGAAAUCAGUUGGGCCUCAUAAAACCAAAUCCUACAAUAAAAUAUUUGAUAGGAUAUCAAGAGUAACAUGUGUGCGGAUGCAGGAUGCAAAAAGAAACGUCUUCCUUCGAUAUAAGAAAAAUGUUCCCCAAACAAAUAAUGAGUGGGGAGACUAUCAGUGUCAUCGUAAAGUUCUUGGACUUCUGUGUAUUGGAAAAUGUACAUCAGACAGUGACUUAUUGAACAUACAGGCCAAUUUUGAUUCUUUGAAAGAAGGAUAUAAAAGCACUCUCUAUGAUUCAAGGUGUAUGGUAUUUGGAAAUUCAACUCAGCAAACAAGACCAGAUUUUAUUGUUUAUCCAAGUUUUGAUGAUUGUCAGAAACUGGAGGAUCAUGUGAAGGAGUUUGCUGCAGCUGUUUUCUGGGUGCUAGAAUCAAAACGACUUGAUAAAUCAAAUGACAAAGGUGAUAAAGCACCUUUACUUAUGGCACCGUUUGAGAAAAAAGAUUUUGUUGGCAUUGAUACUGAAAGUAGAAACUACAAGAAAAGAAUACAAGGAAGAAUGCGAAAACACAUCGGUGAUCUGUGUUUGCAAGCUACUAUGACAAAUGAUGCUUUCAUUCAUUAUCAAUCAGCACUUCUCUGUAACACUAACUACAGACAAAAAUCAUAUGGUGGACGUGCCUUCUCAUAUGCUGCUCCAAAACUCUGGAAUGACCUUCCACUUGAUCUUUGUGAAGUUACUGAAGUCAAUAUAGUUAAGAAGAGACUUAAGACCUACUUGUUCAGCAAAGCCUACAGUGUGGAAGAACUCUACAGAUUUGUAGUGUUCGCUUUCAGCGCCUUUGAACAAAACUUAGUUUUGGAUACUGGUUCUUAUACUGCGAAUGGUUUCUCUGAUGGCCUGGAUGGUAAACCACCAAAACACUGCUUAUCUGCUGAUGAUAUCAUUGAUAAAUAUAAAGAAACUAUUGUGCAAUAUUCUAAG
Messenger RNA from Saccoglossus kowalevskii, 1194 nucleotides. RefSeq names its product trafficking protein particle complex subunit 9-like. The record is from RefSeq and is a predicted model, not a curated record. Lineage: Eukaryota; Metazoa; Hemichordata; Enteropneusta; Harrimaniidae. Gene Ontology annotation, cellular component: trans-Golgi network.